GUUAAAUUAUUAAAACCGGUUUUAGAACGGACAGCAACCCACAUUGUCCAACUAGAUUAAAAAGUAAAUUGAGGCUGGAGAUUAUUGCAGACUUCCUUCCGCAAUUAGUGGAGUCCUGUGAAGUUUCACAGUACAAUCUUAUCUAUAACGGAGAUGCAAAUGCUACCGAGUUCAGUGCGGUUUGACCCGUAAUUGGACAAGGUGUUGUAUUGUUAGCAUAACUGUAUAAUGACAGAAGGACUGCAGUAUUCAAACUACAGCAUUUUAAUUCUUUUUUCAUUCAUUCAUUCAAACAGUGCUCCAACGGAAAAAUAAAGCAGGACGGCAAGUCCUACGAACGUUUAGCCUGCGCCGACCUGGCUCUAAAUGUAGCUCUCCCGGACCGCCGUUCUUCCUCUUCUUUUGCCUCCGACGUCUUUGGAUCUAACGCCAACUCCUCCUCCUCCUCUUCUUCUAAUUGGCUGCGAGAAGCCGGUUUAGGGAAAGCCGCAAUAAAACCCUACCGCCGCCGCCACCUCCCUUGCUCUCACCCCUAGGAGAAUAAAGCUAGCCUGUACCACCCGACUGUGUAUGCGGGGGUGCGUGUGUGUGCCUGGCAUCAGAAAAGAGGCUGUAAGCGUCCGCCUCCUUUCAUCCCGAGUCUGAAGAGCCGCGCGGUGAGGGCUGCCGGUCAGGUGGCUGCGCAAACAACACCUUUGCCGGCCUCUCCCCUUUAGCGGUCGCGCCACCCCCGUUCCGGGAGAGAGUGCGGGAGCCGGCCAAGAAGCCCCGCCUUCGGCACACUCGCACCGACACGCGCGCGCCGCUCUCUCGCGCCGUGUCUAUUGUGAAGCUUUGUGCCGAGGAAAGAUCCGCGCUUUCUCCUUCUCUUCUCCACCCCCCCCCACCUCUUCCUCCGGCUGCUCAGUCUCUGCGCCCCCCCCCCGUCCCGGACUCUCGCGGACAAUCGUCCGCCAGGGGUGGGGGCUCCCUCGCGGGGCGCGUUCGAACUUCCAACCCCAACGGACCCGCCGGGCACGAGCUCCCCGGACCCAGAAAGGAGAAGGAGCUGACGGGAAAGGGGGAGGCUGUGGGAAGAUGUAAAAAAAAAAAAAGGGGGGGGGAGUGGCGGUGCUAGUGGUUAACGCCGAGACGAAGGCGAGGAGCCGGGAUUCCUUCAGCAGAAGACGCGGUGAAUUCCAGCCUUGAGCGAAUUCCAGGAAAAAAAAGGAUUCUGAUGGUUGGACCUUGGCAGCCUACCUUCACACUGCAAGUCAUAUACUAACUGAAAUUCUCAGGACUGGUACCUGCUUGAUAUUUCAAUAUGCCACUGGUAAAAAGAAACAUAGACCCUAGAUAUCUUUGCCAUACAGCUCUGCCACGAGGCAUCAAGAAUGAAUUGGAAUGUGUUACUAAUAUUUCCUUGGCAAAUAUAAUAAGACAAUUAAGCAGUCUAAGUAAAUAUGCAGAAGAUAUCUUUGGAGAACUUUUCAAUGAGGCACAUAGUUUUUCUUUCCGAGUGAAUUCCUUACAAGAACGUGUGGAUCGUUUAUCUGUCAGUGUUACACAACUUGAUCCAAAGGAAGAAGAGCUUUCAUUGCAAGAUAUAACAAUGAGAAAAGCUUUCCGAAGUUCCACAACUCAAGAUCAACAGCUCUUUGACCGCAAGAGUCUUCCAAUCCCUUUGCAGGAGACUUACGAUACAUGUGAACAGCCGCCACCACUCAACAUCCUUACCCCUUACAGAGAUGAUGGAAAAGAGGGUUUAAAAUUUUACACAAAUCCUUCAUAUUUCUUUGAUCUAUGGAAAGAAAAGAUGUUACAAGAUACAGAAGAUAAAAGAAAGGAAAAGAGAAAACAGAAGCAGAAGAAUCUCGAUCGUCCUCAUGAACCAGAAAAAGUGCCACGGGCUCCUCACGACAGGCGCAGAGAAUGGCAGAAGUUAGCCCAGGGAGCAGAACUCGCAGACGAUGAUGCCAGCCUUUUACAUAAGCAUAUUGAAAUUGCUAAUGGCCCUGCCUCACAUUUUGAGACCAGACCGCAGGCAUAUGUGGAACACAUGGAUGGACCCUAUUCUCUUUCUGCAUUACCAUACAGCCAAAUGAAUGAACUUCUUAACAGGGCAGAAGAGCGUGUUUUAGUAAGACCACAUGAACCUCCCCCACCCCCACCAAUGCAUGGAGGAGGAGAUGUGAAACCCAUUCCACCCUGUGUUAGCUCUACUGCAGCUUUGACAGAAAAUCGCCCUCAGUCACCUGCUGCUUGCAGAACUCAAGUCUUUGUGAGUCCCACUCCUCCCCCGCCUCCUCCCCCUCUUCCGUCUGCUCUAUCUACUUCUUCAUUAAGAUCGGCAAUGACUUCCACACCUCCCCCUCCAGUGCCACCUCCUCCCCCUCCUCCCACCACUGCUUUACAACCUCCAGCUGUCCCUCCACCCCCUGCACCGCUACAGAUUGCUCCCGGAGUUCUUCAUCCAGCUCCACCUCCCAUAGCCCCUCCCUUAGCGCAACCCUCUCCUCCCAUCACUAGAAUUGCCCAAGUCUGCGAGCCCGUUCCAGUUCCGCCAAGUGAAAUGCAAGGACUCCCUCCGCCACCGCCUCCUCCUCCACUGCCCCCUCCUGGUAUUCGUCCCUCAUCACCAGUUUCAACUCUUUCUCACCCGCCCAGCUCUACUGUCCCAGGCCCUCACCUUCCCAUAUUGCCUCCAUCCCCACCAUCCCAAGUCACUCCUGUUCCUGAACCCAAACGACACCCAUCAACACUACCCGUCAUCAGUGAUGCCAGAAGUGUCCUCCUUGAAGCAAUACGAAAAGGUAUUCAGUUGCGUAAAGUUGAAGAGCAACGUGAACAAGAAGCUAAACACGAGCGUGUUGAAAAUGAUGUCGCCACCAUAUUGUCUCGCCGCAUUGCUGUGGAAUACAGUGAUUCAGAAGAUGAUUCAGAAUUUGAUGAAGUUGACUGGUUGGAGUAAAAUGAUUAUACGCUACAAAACUGAAUGCUAGUGUCCAUUGUGGUGCUUGUUCUUUGAAAAUGUUUGGUCAUUUCUAGUGUUUUUGUAUUUUCUUUAUAUAAUCUAUGUUUUUCUACUUUUUAUUUCAAAAAAUGUUGGCAUAUCUUUGGAACUAAAUGUUUUACAGUGAGACAGUUCUUUAAAAAGAGCACCAUUUUGCUCCAGUAGACCAUUAAGUAUUAAGCAUGGGCAACUGUUGAUAGAGUAGCAGACUACAUUUUCUGGCAUUUAACUGUGCACUUCGUGAUUUUAAGUUAUGAAGGCGAUUAAGUCUGAAGUUUCAAGGGCAACUGCAUGUACUAAUAAGCUUUAUUAUAUUACAUUGCUAAUGCUGAAAAACCUGGAAGAAAAGGGUGUUCAUCUAUCCGGCACUGCAAUCCAAACAUUUCAAUGGACCUUGAGUAUGAUAUGAACUUGAAGGACUUACACCCUUGUGUAACCCACUGCCUUGAUUACAUCUGUACAGGACUUGUAGUUUUAGCAGCACUGGAAUACUGAAAGAAAAGGGAAAAUGGAUUUUGGGGGAAAUUUAUUGGGUUUUUUUUUAAUUAAAGAAUUAUGGCCUUAUUUGAAUGCUUUGGCAAUUUUCUUUCUUUUUAACCUGUUGUGAUAUUUUCCCUGCUUAAAAUUUUGAUUUUUCUCCCCUUGUGAAACAUCUGACUUAGUCAUUCUGUGUAAUUUAUGUAACUGUUAAAAAUAACUGUUCAGUUUAAAAUAAAUGGUUUGUUUUAAA
Messenger RNA from Crotalus tigris (Tiger rattlesnake), 3722 nucleotides. It is a transcript of the gene WASF1, whose product is annotated as WASP family member 1. The record is from RefSeq and is a predicted model, not a curated record. Gene Ontology annotation, biological process: actin cytoskeleton organization; positive regulation of Arp2/3 complex-mediated actin nucleation. Gene Ontology annotation, molecular function: protein kinase A regulatory subunit binding; actin binding; Arp2/3 complex binding. Lineage: Eukaryota; Metazoa; Chordata; Lepidosauria; Squamata; Viperidae. The transcript has 10 exons. Gene Ontology annotation, cellular component: cytoskeleton. The coding region runs from base 1304 to 2950 and encodes 548 amino acids.